AUGGAAGAAAUGUUCGAUGUCUUCGAGGACAAGCCCCAGGCCUCUGUCUCUGUCUCCGAAAAACCCAGGAAAUCGAAAAAAGAGAAAAAAGACAGGAACAAGAAGAGGAAUCUGAACGGAGACGUCAAAAAGGUCGCAGAGGAGCAAGAUGUCGAUUCUGACAUGAAAGAUGCGGAGCAUGCGGUAGAAAUAAUGGAGGAGGAAACAGAAAGCAAUGAGCUGGAAGAGAUGCAAGAUGCUAAGAGGCGGCGCAUGGAGCAGGAAGCAGAACCAGUGGUUACAGAUACCUUUCAAACAGAGCAGUCGCGAGAGGUCGCAGGUUCAGCGGGUUUACAAGCCAAAGACGACGGAGCUCUGGUCAUUCAACACAACAUUCAACAUCAAGUCUCCCUGCCUCCCGACUACGCAUACAUACCGAUCUCACAACAUAAACCACCUGAAAAGCCGGCUCGAGUGUAUCCUUUUGAGCUUGAUCCUUUCCAGAAGGUCUCAAUUGCUUCUAUAGAAAGAAAUGAGAGUGUACUAGUAUCGGCGCAUACGAGUGCGGGGAAAACUGUUGUUGCGGAGUACGCUAUUGCACAAUGUUUGAAGAACAACCAGAGGGUCAUCUACACAAGUCCAAUCAAAGCAUUGAGCAAUCAGAAGUACCGAGAGUUUACGCAGGAAUUUGGAGACGUUGGACUCAUGACCGGAGAUGUUACCAUCAAUCCAACAGCUACUUGUUUGGUCAUGACAACAGAAAUUUUGAGAUCUAUGUUGUAUCGGGGCUCGGAAAUCAUGCGUGAGGUUGCUUGGGUCAUUUUCGACGAGAUCCAUUACAUGAGAGAUAAAACUCGUGGUGUGGUUUGGGAAGAGACUAUUAUCUUAUUACCUGACAAGGUCAGAUAUGUCUUUUUGUCGGCCACUAUUCCCAAUGCUAUGCAAUUUGCAGAGUGGAUUACAAAGACACAUCAACAGCCCUGUCAUAUCGUCUACACAGAUUUCCGACCGACACCCUUACAACACUAUUUCUUCCCCGCAGGAGCUGACGGCAUCCACUUGAUUGUUGACGAGAAAGGCAACUUCCGAGAGGACAAUUUCCAAAAGGCCAUGUCAACCAUUGAAGAAAAAAGCGGUGCCGACCCAGCAGAUGUCAACGCAAAGCAGAAAGGCCGGGGGAAAGCCAAGAAGACGAACACCGGCGGCAACAAGGAUACCUCGGACAUCUACAAGAUCGUCCGAAUGAUUAUGCUGAAACACUAUAAUCCAGUCAUUGUCUUUAGUUUCAGUAAACGAGAAUGUGAGGCUUACGCUUUGCAGAUGAGUACGAUGGCUUUCAAUGAUGAAUCGGAGAAGAACAUGGUACAGAAAGUCUUUGAGAACGCCAUCGAGUCGUUAUCGGAAGAAGACAGGACUCUUCCGCAAAUUCAACAUAUCUUACCGUUAUUACGUCGAGGUAUUGGUGUUCAUCACUCCGGACUAUUGCCCAUCUUGAAGGAGACCAUUGAGAUCUUAUUCCAAGAGAAUCUGAUCAAAGUGCUGUUCGCCACGGAGACUUUCUCUAUUGGUCUGAAUAUGCCUGCCAAGACCGUCGUUUUUACGAGUGUCCAGAAGUUUGAUGGUACUAAGAUGAGGCAUCUAACUCCCUCAGAAUUCGUACAAAUGUCUGGACGUGCAGGCAGAAGAGGACUCGAUGACAGAGGCAUCGUUAUUAUGAUGAUCGACAGCAAGAUGGAGCCUGCAACUGCGAAAGAAAUCGUACGAGGCGAGCAAGAUAAGCUCAACUCUGCUUUUUAUCUCGGCUACAAUAUGAUUCUCAAUCUGAUGCGUGUUGAAGGCAUCUCACCAGAGUUCAUGCUAGAGCACUGCUUUUUCCAAUUCCAGAACACGUCUGGUGUCUCUGGACUAGAAAAGGAGCUCCAAGAUUUACAUACAGAACGGGAUAACCUCGAGAUCGCGGACGAAGCUACCAUAAAGGAGUACUACGAUCUUCGGCAGCAGAUCACAUCCUACACCAAGGACAUGCACGAUGUCAUUAACCAUCCUGCUUACUGUCUGCAGUUCAUGAAUCCUGGGAGACUCGUUCAUAUCAAGUUCGGCGAUCAAGAUUUUGGAUGGGGUGCUGUGGUCAAAUUUACCGCACGGCGACCAAAAAAGGGCAGCGACGAGACUUACGCCCCACAAGAAUCGUAUAUCCUCGACGUGUUACUCCAGGUAUCCGAUAGUUCAUCGGUUGGUACGCAAACUUCAACCGAUAUUCCGGUCGGUGUCUACCCACCUGCUGAGGGUGAGAAGAGCAAGAUGGAAGUAGUCCCGGUCCUGUUAUCAUGCGUGGAAGCAAUUGGCCACGUCCGUAUAUUUCUCCCUAAGGAUCUGAAAUCAACGGACCAGCGCAAUACCAUCCGCAAAGCAUUGGAUGAAGUCAAGCGUAGGUUUCCGGACGGUAUUGCGAUCUUGGACCCGAUUGACAAUAUGGGCAUUACCGACGAUUCCUUCAAGAAGCUCCUGCGUAAGAUAGAAGUUCUUGAAUCCCGCCUUUUGUCAAAUCCCCUCCACAACUCACCCCGCCUACCCGAACUUUACAACCAGUAUGCCGGGAAGAUGGAAAUCGGACGCAAGAUCAAGGAGAAGAAGAAACAAAUAACCGAAGCAUUGAGUAUUAUGCAGUUGGAUGAACUUAAGUCUCGCAAGCGAGUCCUACGCCGUCUCAACUUCAUCAACGACCAAGAAGUUGUGGAGCUCAAGGCUCGUGUCGCUUGUGAGAUCUCGUCCACUGGCGAUGGCCAUGAGCUCCUCCUAUCUGAGCUGCUCUUUGACCGCUUUUUCAACGAAAUGCCACCCGACAUGUGCGCCGCAGUUCUCUCUUGCUUUAUCUUUGAGGAGAAGACUAAGGCCCCACCCGUAAAGGAUGAAAUGGCCAAGCAUUAUGCUGAGAUCUUGCGCCAGGCGAAGAUCAUUGCGAAGGUAGCACGGGAGAGUAAGUUGGAGUUGAAUGAAAAGGAAUACGUGGAAACUUUCAAGCAGGAACUUAUGGGCGUUGUGCUGGCUUGGGCUCAGGGGAAGUCAUUUUCUGAAAUUUGCAAAAUGACGGAAGUCUACGAAGGUUCACUCAUUCGUCUCUUCCGACGACUAGAAGAACUGCUUAGACAAAUGGCUCAAGCUGCUAAAGUCAUGGGCUCCGAUGAGCUUGCCGCUAAGUUCGAGUUGUCGCUCAGCACGAUUAGACGAGAUAUUGUUGCAGCUCAGAGUCUGUACUUGUAA
Messenger RNA from Lachnellula hyalina, 3240 nucleotides. RefSeq names its product ATP-dependent RNA helicase (gene mtr4). Gene Ontology annotation, cellular component: nucleus. NCBI's taxonomy places the organism in Eukaryota, Fungi, Ascomycota, Leotiomycetes, Helotiales, Lachnaceae. Gene Ontology annotation, biological process: maturation of 5.8S rRNA; RNA catabolic process. The coding region runs from base 1 to 3240 and encodes 1079 amino acids. The record is from RefSeq and is a predicted model, not a curated record. Gene Ontology annotation, molecular function: ATP binding; RNA binding; RNA helicase activity. The transcript has 2 exons.